This is a messenger RNA of Boleophthalmus pectinirostris (great blue-spotted mudskipper), 2502 nucleotides long. It is a transcript of the gene npepl1, whose product is annotated as aminopeptidase like 1. The transcript is spliced from 12 exons. Lineage: Eukaryota; Metazoa; Chordata; Actinopteri; Gobiiformes; Gobiidae. Gene Ontology annotation, molecular function: metalloaminopeptidase activity; manganese ion binding. Gene Ontology annotation, cellular component: cytoplasm. Bases 126 to 1700 code for a protein of 524 amino acids. The record is from RefSeq and is a predicted model, not a curated record. Gene Ontology annotation, biological process: proteolysis.
AUAAGCAGUAGUUUUGUCCACUUCCCGGUUGCGCCGGGUCAGUCUGCAGCGUGUUCCUAAAUAGUGCACCGUAAAAACCAGUGCUUUUCUCUUUCGUUUUACCCAAAUCUCUCCGCUCACACAAAAUGGCGAACGUGGUGCUGGAGUUUAAGGCUUCUGCCGGCGACUCCGAGCCACAAAAUCGCCCGGUUUUGGUGCUCGGAACCCAGGCUAAUCUGCAGCAAGUCAACUGGAGUCAAAUGAAAGGGAAGCUCCAGCCCGUGGUCAGCAAAGAGAUCUGGCAGGCAGCUCUCUCUGCGCUGAACCCGAACCCCACAGACAGCUGCCCUUUGUACCUGAACAUGGCAACGGUCGCUUCACUUCCCGCUCGGGUCAGUCGUCAUAACAGCCCCUCGGCCGCUCACUUUGUUGCCCGCCUCGUCCGCUCAUGUCUGCCCGGAGGAAACAACCGCUGCAUCGUGAUGGUGUGUGAGCGCUCGGACGUCUUUGCCUCUGCCUGUGCCAUCUCCAGAGCAUUCCCGGUUUUCUCUCGUCGCUCUUCAGCCUCAAGACGAACCGAGAAGAAACGCGUCACUGUGGAGUUCAUGAUCGUCGGAGCAGACAGCAGCCCUCUGGAGCCCAAUGAGCUGGAGUGUUUGUCCAACGCUGCUGAUGGAGUCCGAUUGGCUGCUCGAAUCGUUGACACUCCAUGCAAUGAGAUGAAUACAGACCACUUUUUGGAUGAAAUCAAAGCUGUUGGCACCGAACUUGGAAUUACCCCAGUGAUCAUUCGAGGAGAGGAAUUAAAACAAAAAGGGUUUGGAGGGAUCUAUGGAGUGGGUAAAGCAGCGGAGCACCCUCCAGCUUUAGCCAUCCUGAGCCACACACCAGAGGGCGCCACGCAGACCAUUGCGUGGGUUGGAAAAGGAAUAGUUUACGACACCGGAGGACUCAGCAUCAAGGGAAAAACCACAAUGCCAGGGAUGAAGAGAGACUGUGGUGGAGCUGCUGCUAUCCUGGGAGCUUUCAAAGCCACAAUCAAACGGGGAUUUAAGGAUAAUCUCCAUGCUGUGUUUUGCCUUGCGGAGAAUUCAGUCGGACCCACAGCCACUCGCCCUGAUGACAUCCACACUCUCUACUCUGGAAAGACAGUGGAGAUUAAUAACACAGAUGCAGAGGGGCGGCUGGUGCUCGCUGAUGGAGUGGUGUACGCCUGUAAAGACCUCUCCGCUGACAUCAUCCUGGACAUGGCCACACUCACAGGGGCCCAGGGCAUCUCCACGGGGAAGUACCAUGCUGCUGUAAUGACCAACAGUGACCAAUGGGAGGCAGCGUGUGUCCGGGCUGGUCGCAGCAGUGGAGAUCUGGCCCAUCCUCUGGUCUACUGUCCCGAAAUGCAUUUCAGCGAAUUCACCUCCGCAAUGGCCGACAUGAAGAACUCAGUCGCGGAUCGAGAGAAUGCUCAGAGCUCCUGUGCUGGUCUUUUCAUCGCGUCCCACCUCGGCUUCGACUGGUCUGGAGUCUGGGUCCACAUCGACAUUGCUUCACCUGUGCACGCCGGGGAGCGUGCCACAGGCUUUGGUGUGGCUCUGCUCUUGGCUCUCUUUGGUCAGGCUUCCGAUGACUCCAUUUUGAACCAGGUUUCUCCUCUGGGCGCCUCCUCCGCCUCUGCACCAGGCGAAGCGAUGGAACGGGACUCCAAGCGACGGAGAUUAGUUUAAAAUAAUGUCAAAAUAAGAAUAUGGCUUUAUUCUGUCCACUGCCACUGCACACCUACUCACAAAAGCAUUUGUAACAAUAUAUAAUGAUUAUUUCACCUAUUUUUUGUGUACGAGUUAAAACUACAUUAUGUAACUUUUGGGGCAUUUCCACAAACCUUGUUUACCAUCACUUCAAUGUAAUUAUGCAGUAAGCCUUUUCCUGGAUCAGUGACCUGCUAAUAUGGCAUGUUUCACUGUCUAGUGCAAGUUCUUCAUCUAUUUACAUUAUUUUAUGCAUACAAGUUAAAGAAAAUUUACUUAACGUUUCAGCUACAUUUCCACAAACCUUAUUGAAGAUAUCACUUCAUAUGUAAGUAUGCAUUAAGCCUUUUCCUGGCUCAAAUAGUUGCUUGUGUUUAAUGUUUCACACUUUUCAUUUGUGUACAUGUUAAAGCAAAACUAUGUCACUUUUUAGAUUGCAUUUCCACAAAUCAAAACUCAGCAAAUUAUCUCAAAUAUUUCUGUUUUUGUGUCAUGAUACAGAUCCAAUCUCCUUAUAUUUAUGAGACAUAAAGCUACUUUUUUUUUUUUAUUUCACCACAACUAAAAUAAGUAAGGACCUAAUCUACUAAUCUACAUAGUGUUGCUUUAACAAAAAUAUAAAUACCUCUUAACUGAAACGUUUGUCUUUUUGCUGUAAAUCAGAAUUGAGCAAAGCCAUGCAUUUGAUGGAAAGCACUUAGUAAGUCUGGUUUGGACUGUUCAAAUCUAUGAGAUUUCUCACUUCUUCUAUCCUGAAAUAAAGCAGUGCCAUCUGAUUAAA